This is a messenger RNA of Taeniopygia guttata (zebra finch), 5690 nucleotides long. It is a transcript of the gene MAPK13, whose product is annotated as mitogen-activated protein kinase 13. The record is from RefSeq and is a predicted model, not a curated record. Gene Ontology annotation, biological process: MAPK cascade; protein phosphorylation. NCBI's taxonomy places the organism in Eukaryota, Metazoa, Chordata, Aves, Passeriformes, Estrildidae. Gene Ontology annotation, molecular function: ATP binding; MAP kinase activity.
AGGCACCUGUACAACACCGAGGCGUGUCAGGAAACCUGAUGCCUCACCUCUGCCAAUGUGGAGGCGGAGGGAGGAGGGCCCAAAGACAUGUCCCUUCACGCUCGCAACAGCUGAAAACAGAGAAGGAAACUCGCUAGAGCCUUUUUUUACCAGCGCAGGAAGCCUCCCUGUCACGCUCUCACCUUAGAAGUCCUCGCGUACUCCACUACUCUGGGGGGGUGGCUGUCCCACACCCGUCGUGCGAUGAACAUCGCAAGGAGAAGAGGCUUUUACAGACAGGAGGUGAACAACACGCUCUGGGAGCUGCCCAGGAGAUACACAUCCCUCCACCCGCUGGGCUCCGGCGCCUACGGCUCCGUGUGUUCAGCCAUAGACAAGAAGACGGGGGAGAAAGUGGCCAUCAAGAAGCUGUGCCGCCCGUUCCAGUCAGAGAUCUUUGCCAAGAGAGCCUACAGAGAGCUGAUGCUGUUGAAGCACAUGCAGCAUGAGAAUGUUAUUGGGCUGCUUGAUGUCUUCACCUCCACUGCCUCCUACCAUGGGUUCCAGGACUUCUACCUGGUGAUGCCAUACAUGCGGACAGAUUUACAAAAGAUCAUGGGACAUGAAUUCAGUGAUGAAAAGAUCCAGUACCUGGUCUACCAAAUGCUGAAAGGGCUGAAGUAUAUUCAUUCAGCUGGCAUUGUCCACAGGGACCUGAAGCCAAGUAACCUGGCUGUGAAUGAAGACUGCCAGCUGAAGAUCUUGGAUUUUGGCUUGGCCAGACAGGCUGAUGCUGAGAUGACUGGCUACGUGGUCACACGGUGGUACAGAGCCCCAGAAGUCAUCCUGAACUGGAUGCAUUACAACCAGACAGUGGAUAUCUGGUCUAUUGGCUGUAUCAUGGCAGAAAUGCUGACUGGGAAAACACUCUUUAAAGGAAAAGACUACCUGGACCAACUGACCCAGAUCCUGAAAGUAACAGGGCAUCCAGGAGAGGACUUCUUGGAGAAGCUGGAGGACAAAGCGGCGAAGAGUUACAUCAAGUCCCUUCCUAAAAUCCCCAAGAAGGAUUUGUCUGUGCUUUUUCCUAAAGCAAAUCCUCAAGCUGUGGACCUGCUGGACAAGAUGUUGCAGCUGGAUGUGGAAAAGCGCCUUACGGCAACAGAGGCCUUGGCCCACCCCUACUUCGACCAGUUCCGAGAUAUCGAGGAGGAGACAGAGGCACAACACUCCUAUGAUGAUUCUCUGGAACAUGAAAAGCUUUCAAUAGAGGAGUGGAAAAAGCACAUUUACAAGGAGAUCCUGACCUUCAGUCCCAUUGCACGGAAGGAUUCAAAGAAGAGAAGUGGGAUGUCAUUAUAGCGAUGGGUGCAGCUGUGGAUGGGAUUCAGUUCUCCUUGAUGACACCAGAUUAAUUCCACACCGCGUUGCUGGUGGCCAACUUUUGGCCUGUGGGACCUCUCUCUCUGUGCCAACACAAGGAUGACACUGUGCUGCGGGCAUUGGACUUUGUUCUUCUAAAGGGGAAACACCCCAGACAGUUUCAACAUAAAAGACAAAUAUAUUCUUGCUGAAACUUUGAGAGAAUUUUACGUGGUGUUUCCUUUUUUUUCCCCCUGUAUUUGUCCACUUGAGAGAAGACUGGUUUCAUUCUUUCUCAUUAGUCUUUUCAAGCACAGAGUUUAGUACAUUAAUUAUUGAUGAGGUAACAAAAAAAGGUAAAAUUGACUGGGAGUCCUAAGCAAAAGGAUCAGAAAUACUGAAUUUCAGCAAAACAAGACCUUAACCAAUUUCACUCUGGCUGUGUCGUGCUUCCCUGAGCAGUCACAGUGCACCCAGUAGAGCAAGGCUGCUGGAAUGGUGUCAGCUCCAGGGCACCACGGGAUCACCCUGUGUUCAGAGCAGCUAUAAACUCAUCCUCUCAUCCUGUACACACAAUUCUGCUCAGAUGCUUCCUCUCCAAAGAGCCACUGCCUCUUUUCUUAUUUUUCCCCUGAUUAUUUCCUUCCCUGGGUUUUGAUCAGUGCUGUCUCCUCCUCACUGCCAGCAGCAAACAAAGCCUGGGAAUUAGAGGCCACUUACUACGGACUGGGAGUCCCAAGCAGCUGCACAAGUUACUAUGAAUAUGGAUCUGCAGGACAUUUUCCAGCCUGUGCUGAAACUGGAGUAUCUGCAGAUCCACAGCUUACCAGUACAGUCACUUGAUAGUGCAGGCACAGCUGCUCGUUGUGAUAACACCUUUGGACUGCAACACCUUCCCUAGGGUGAUCAGGCAAAUUCAGCCAAUCAUUCCAAAGUCCAUCCCAAGGGAUAUGUGCCAAGAGCCAAGGGCCUUCUCCAUAUCAGAGCUCAUAGCACAGAGUGCCCAGGACUGGAGAAAAGUAUUGAGAAGGUAUAUGACCUCAGUAAUACAUACAGAAUUCUCAACUCCCCCCCUCUUCUAUAGCUGCUGACUUGGUUUGGUUUGGUUUAGCCAGGCUGUUUGUUUUCAGUACUCUCUAAUUUUCUUCUUAAGUAAUGUUCCCUUUUGCUGUACAGACCACAAGUAAAGAAAAACCGCAACAUUUCCAGAAUUUUCUGAUCUCUUUUCUCUACUGGUAACUGGGCAGUGAUGUCAUGUUGCUUGGCUGCCUCCCUGUUGCAGCUCCUGGCAUGCAGCACUGGGGAUAACCCUGCAGUGACUGCAGCUUUUUGAUAGGAUGGUGUUGAUGUUUGCCUGCUGUAGCUGCACAGCUGGUCCAUGAUGAUAAGAUAAGGUUUCUCUUGGCUUGUAUCUGUCUGGGUCAUGUAUAAGGCCUUUGCUUCACUCCUCUCUUAGGUAGGGGCAGUGGGCACAGAGCUGUUGUGAUGUGUCCUCAAUUCCCUGGAAAUUAAAUGUUUUCUUAUGCAGCACUCUGUUGGAAAGAAUGCUAGGGAGAAGCAGUAAUGUUCUACUGACUCUGUCCUGAAAAACACAGCUUGGUGAGAUUUAGGCUUCAUCCUUUCCUCUUGCUAAGGAACAACAUUUAUCUUCCUUGAAUGGCAGAAGGCAGUUCUAGCUGCAUCUGUCAAACUGCAGCUGGAAUACUGGGCUUUUGAAUCUGACCUGGCUGCCAUGUGCAUAAUCUUGAACAGAGGCUGGAGAGAAGCCCUCUGCAGCUGCCAUUGACAUCUCAGAGAGCUGCAGAUGUUUAGAGCUGCCUGUGCCAGGGUAAAAUGAGGCUUGGUGCUUUGCAGCAGAGGGUCACUGUUCAGCUGAAAGAAACAAGACGAUUGAAUGAAGACCAGAAUAGCCACUAGUAAUUUGCUUUCUCCCCAAAAAGGAUGGACACUUGCUGCACUAAUUGUACUUAUCAUUAAAUCAUUCAGGUUGGAAAAGGUCAUUAAGAUCAUGGAGUCCAAAUCUACACUGGACACAUCAGUUUCCAGGUGAAUGUAGUUUAGGGGAUGUUUUGCCUGAUUUCUCUUUACAAGGCCAUUUUCUGAGCCCAUGAGCUUACACAGCUUUUAAUGAUGAUGUUCAGCUGGUGCUGGCUCACAGCUGAUUCAGUCAGCUCUCCUUUUUUGCUGGAAUGCACUCCAUUAAAUAAUACUGAAGGGUUAGUAUAUUUGCAACCCUCAUUGAUUUGCUGUUACAUGAAAGUGAGUUAAUUUCUUUUAGCCAAGUUUGGCUGUAAAAAUAAAUAUCCUCCUGCCAUAAACCAUUAUUUCAGAUCUGUCUUCAGAACACUUCAACAGAAAAAAUUGUUUUAAAAUUAGAGAACAUUGAAAUUUAAAAUAAGAACCACUGAGGAGGUAGGGCUGGGUGCUUGUGUGACCUCUCUGAUGUGAGUGAGGCUGAAGAGGGUUAUAAAUAUAUGUAUAAAAUUCCAGUGAAAAUACAUGGCAACUGAGGCUUAUCACUUUUGAGAUAUCAAAUGCACAAAGGACCUGUUUAGCAAUUGCUCUAAUUUUGGCAAUUCUGAAAACAGCAGCAGAACAAACAGCCAAAAAGAGAUACAAAUAUAAGUCAGUUUUGAGGCUUCAUAAAUCAACAAAGAAAAAGGUCAGCUCUCAAUUAUAAAUUAUACUUCUCUUCCCUUUUAAAGUAUGUAUUAUAUACUUGAAUAAACAUGAAGAAAAUUGUAAUAUGAAUGAAGGUGCCCAACUCUGUUUGAGGUGUCCUGGCUGUUGCUUUCAUUUGAAGCAACUAAUUUUGCACUUGCACCCUUUAAAAACUGGGACAGCAAAUAAAUUGAAUUAUGCUGUGCCUCUGGGAUUUGUGAGAAGUUCAGAUCUUUUUUUCAAAUAACACGUUAGUUCCACGGCUUUGAUAUAAAAUGAAAUGAUGUAUAACUUGUUUUGAUGUUGUAACACAUGGCCCUCAGUCAUCAGAGACGUCUGGACAUCUCUGUGCACAAGUCAUCCCAGUGUUCUUAAUAGUGAACCUAAUGUAAUUAUAAUAAGCUAAUUCCAGUGCAAAUUUAAGAGUAUAAAGUUUCAAAACUGAGGUCAAAAAUUAAAGAGUUUGCAAAAGUUGGUCAUAUUAAAAACUAAUUUAAACAAUCAAGUAAAACACAGUUAAAAUUCCACAUAAAGAAGAAAAAUCACAGAAUGUCCUGGGCUGGAAGGGAUUUAACAUCUGUUUGCAGUCUCCUGCCGUGGGACACCUUUCACUAGAGCAGGUUACUCCAUCCAACAGCUCCCCUGGACAACCUGCUCCAGUGCCUCACCAGCAUCACAGGGAAGAAUUUUUUUCCUAUUACUCAAUCUAAACCUCCUCUCUUAGUUUGAAACCAUUCCCCCUUGCCCUGUCCCUCCAUGCUCCUGUAAAAAGUCUCUCUUCAUCCUUACUGGAGGCUCCUUUCAGGUACUGAAGGGCUGCAAUUAGGUAACCCCAAAGCUUCUCUUUUCCAGGCUGAAGAAACCCAGUUCUCUCAGCCUUUGAAGAUUCUCAUCAAUUAUUGAAAUUAUUUUAUUUACUGUUUAACCAGGAAGCAAAUGCAGCUAUAGGUUGUUUUAGGGUUUGUUUUAUCCUUUGUGGCUAGGACCAUACCAUUAUACAGCUGUUCUUUUGAGGGUGAGAUCCUUUGUAAAUCAGUGAGUGUAUUGGGACUUUAUUUCUAAAUCCUUGAUAUGUUAUUUUUCAUUAAAAAAAAAAAAAAAAAAGGGCUAGUUUAUUAUUUAUUUUCAAGUUUCGGUAUGUAAAUAGUAGACCUUUAAAAAAUACACACCGUAUAUACAAAGUAAAUACUUCAAAGGGAUACGUAAAGACUGUUCAGCAGUAAGUCACAUCUUUCUCUUUGCUUUUCAAGCUGCAACAGCUCUGGUCCAACCUGAGUACUUUGCAAAACAGACUGUCACAGACUAGCUGCUCUUGGAUUCCAUGGUUAACAUACGUUAAGAGACAAAAGAUCUCCAGUUGGACUGUAAAUGAGGGAAAACAACAUUCUUUGCUUCCUUCUAAAACAGUUAAUUCUAUAAAUUCAGAUGGUGAUAUUAUGCAAUACUCUGCGCAGAGUGGGAGGUGGAACGCACAUAUGCUCAAGUAUGUGGCACGCUCUAUAAAAAGUAAGUGUGGGAGCCUCUGCAAUUCCUAUCUAAAUUCUUAUCUCAGUUGCUAACUUAACUUCUUCCUUGUUCAAUCCCCUCAGUCCCUCUCUCGAUUGUCCCUCCAGCCUGUCACACCUCUGCAUGUGAAAAGGCCAUCUGAAAUAUAAGUCUACAAAAUAAAUAUGGGCUCUCGCUAUUUA